Molecule: messenger RNA, 3987 nt
Organism: Prionailurus viverrinus (fishing cat)
Lineage: Eukaryota; Metazoa; Chordata; Mammalia; Carnivora; Felidae
Gene: CPEB4
Product: cytoplasmic polyadenylation element binding protein 4
Exons: 10
Coding region: 1438-3603 (721 amino acids)
Biological process (GO): negative regulation of cytoplasmic translation
Cellular component (GO): neuron projection; cytoplasm; nucleus
Molecular function (GO): translation factor activity, RNA binding; ribosome binding; mRNA regulatory element binding translation repressor activity
Source: RefSeq, a predicted model, not a curated record
GUUGUCAUUUCACUCGGCUCGGUCCUGAGGAGAAGGACUCAGCCGCGGCUGCGGGACCCGGACACCGGGAGGCGGUGGCGGCGGCGGCGGCGGCGGCAUCGGCGACAGCAGAGGAGGAAGAGGAGGAAGAAGGAGAGCAAAAGAAGAGCCAGGCGGAGUCCGCAACAACGACAGCGGGGACUGCGGGACCGGGGCAAAGUGACGGCGGCGGCGGCGACGACGGCCCAGCAACCGUGAGGAGAAACAAAAGCCUUCUAAAUUAUAGAUUUUUUUUUUUUAAUCUGAGGGAAAGAAGAGAGAGCACAAAGGGGGGAGGCCCUUUUCUUUUAGAAUAACUACACUAGUGGGUUUUCCCUUUUUUUCCUCUCCCUGCCCCCCCCACCCCCCCCAGCCCCCCCACCCCCCCUCCUGCGGAGAAUCGAACUGAGAGACCUGAACAAACCGCCCCUGGGUCCCAUGAGGGAAAAAAACCCCGGAGCCGCAGAGAGGGGAAGAGGCCGAAACUGCAGGACCUUCCAGGUCGCCCCGUUGGUCCCCGCACCCCCGGGCCGCCAGCUCCCUGUCGUCGAGUCUCGCUAAUCCUUGCUGAUCGCGAUCCCCCCAAGAGGGAGAAACGGGUGUUUCCAACCCCUUUCAUGGGGGAGAGGAGGCCGGGGGGGAGCCCAGGAACAGCGACCGCAGCAAGAUCUGCACCCAGAGCCUCAGGAACAGCCCCCGAGGCCAAAACUGCGCCCCGUGAAAGAGCAGAAACAGGACCGGGAACAGCAGAGACCUCCCUGCGAUCAUCUUUCCAUUAGUCAAUGCUGAUUUCCUUUCCCGCAACCAGGAAUUCACCUCCCGCCCCAGAUAACCUAAUAUAAUCUAUAUAUAUAAAUAUAUAAUAUAUAAUGUUCUUAAAUUAUUCCUGAUUUUUUUUAACCAAGCUGCCAAGAAAAGAACGUAUUCUCCUCUUAGCCCUAUUCUAAUUUUUAUGUGAGUGAAUCUAAACUGCUGAGGAAGACCAUAUGUGAUUGUUAAAUUAUAUAUAUAUAUAUUUUUACUCCGCACAAGGCUUAUUCUUCUACAUCCAUAGAUGCUUGAGAAGCUGUGUUUUUGUCAUUCAUGUGCAUUUUCCUUUGGAAAAAGAAAGCGCCUAUUUUACUAACCAAAGACUUGAGUUUUGCCCUCUUCGUUUUUAUUCCCUCCUAGAAACAAGCCCAGUCGGAUUCAUGUCCAUGUGUUAAGAGACUUUUUUUUUUUUUUUUUUUAGUUUUUUUUUUCUUUCAGAGACCAGAAUUCCAAAUCAGAACUCUUUCGAGUGAUAAGCUGCGAUCUUUGAGCUAGCUAUAUAAAUAAGACACUGCAAACAGACAACUUAAAUUUCGGGUGGAGGACGCAAAGACGCGGGACAUCGGGUUGCCCUUUUUUAUCAUAAGAUUCUGAUCCUAAAAGUGAUAAAUGGGGGAUUACGGGUUUGGAGUGCUAGUGCAAAGCAAUACUGGGAAUAAAUCUGCUUUUCCAGUCAGAUUCCAUCCACAUCUGCAGCCUCCACACCAUCACCAAAAUGCCACCCCCAGCCCUGCUGCUUUUAUAAAUAAUAACACAGCUGCCAAUGGCAGCAGUGCGGGGUCAGCUUGGCUCUUUCCCGCUCCAGCUACCCAUAACAUUCAGGAUGAGAUACUGGGGUCAGAAAAAGCAAAAAGUCAGCCACAGGAACAGCAAGACCCUUUAGAAAAGCAGCAGCUCUCCCCCAGUCCAGGUCAGGAAGCCGGAAUACUGCCUGAAACCGAGAAGACCAAGUCGGAAGAAAAUCAAGGGGACAAUUCUUCGGAAAACGGCAACGGGAAGGAGAAAAUAAGAAUCGAAUCGCCAGUGUUGACAGGGUUUGAUUAUCAAGAAGCCACGGGGCUGGGGACUUCGACCCAGCCCUUGACGUCUAGUGCAUCGUCUCUUACUGGUUUCAGUAACUGGUCGGCAGCGAUAGCACCUUCUUCCUCUACAAUCAUCAAUGAAGAUGCAAGUUUCUUUCACCAGGGAGGGGUCCCGGCUGCUUCGGCCAAUAACGGUGCUCUGUUGUUUCAGAAUUUCCCCCAUCACGUCAGCCCUGGCUUUGGAGGCAGCUUCUCCCCGCAGAUCGGGCCUCUGUCACAGCACCACCCUCAUCACCCUCAUUUCCAGCAUCAUCACAGCCAGCAUCAGCAGCAGAGGAGGUCUCCCGCCAGUCCCCAUCCCCCGCCUUUCACACAUAGAAAUGCUGCUUUUAACCAGCUGCCUCAUUUGGCGAAUAAUCUUAACAAACCCCCCUCUCCGUGGAGCAGCUACCAGAGCCCCUCUCCUACACCAUCUUCUUCGUGGAGCCCGGGAGGUGGGGGAUACGGUGGCUGGGGAGGUUCCCAAGGCCGAGAUCACCGCAGAGGGCUGAAUGGAGGAAUAACGCCCCUGAACUCCAUCUCGCCUUUGAAGAAAAAUUUUGCAAGCAAUCAUAUUCAGCUGCAGAAGUACGCUCGCCCCAGCUCUGCCUUUGCUCCUAAAUCCUGGAUGGAGGAUAGCUUGAACAGGGCUGACAACAUUUUUCCUUUUCCGGAUCGCCCCAGGACAUUUGACAUGCACUCCCUGGAGAGUUCCCUCAUUGACAUUAUGAGAGCUGAAAAUGAUUCCAUUAAAGGUCGUCUAAACUAUUCAUAUCCAGGAUCCGAUAGCUCUCUGCUUAUUAAUGGUCAGUCUUCACUGUUUCCAAUGGAAGAUGGAUUCUUGGAUGAUGGCCGUGGGGAUCAACCUCUUCAUAGUGGCCUGGGUUCACCUCACUGCUUCACUCACCAGAAUGGAGAGAGAGUGGAACGAUACUCUCGCAAGGUGUUCGUGGGCGGAUUACCUCCUGACAUCGAUGAAGAUGAGAUCACAGCUAGUUUUCGUCGCUUUGGCCCUUUGAUUGUGGAUUGGCCUCAUAAAGCAGAGAGCAAAUCCUAUUUUCCUCCUAAAGGCUAUGCAUUCCUGCUUUUUCAAGAUGAAAGCUCUGUUCAGGCUCUGAUUGAUGCAUGUAUUGAAGAAGAUGGAAAGCUCUACCUGUGUGUGUCCAGUCCCACUAUCAAAGAUAAGCCAGUGCAGAUUCGGCCUUGGAAUCUCAGUGACAGUGACUUUGUGAUGGAUGGUUCACAGCCUCUUGAUCCACGAAAAACUAUAUUUGUUGGUGGUGUUCCUCGACCAUUACGAGCUGUGGAGCUUGCCAUGAUAAUGGAUCGUCUGUAUGGAGGUGUGUGCUAUGCGGGGAUUGAUACCGACCCUGAGCUGAAAUACCCUAAAGGAGCUGGGCGAGUCGCAUUCUCUAAUCAACAGAGUUACAUAGCUGCUAUCAGUGCCCGCUUUGUUCAGCUGCAGCAUGGAGAGAUAGAUAAACGGGUGGAAGUUAAGCCAUAUGUCUUGGAUGAUCAGCUGUGUGAUGAAUGUCAGGGGGCCCGUUGUGGUGGAAAAUUUGCUCCAUUUUUCUGUGCUAACGUUACCUGUCUGCAGUAUUACUGUGAAUAUUGCUGGGCUGCUAUUCAUUCUCGUGCUGGCAGGGAGUUCCACAAGCCCCUGGUGAAGGAAGGCGGUGACCGUCCGCGACAUAUUUCAUUCCGCUGGAACUAAAGGCUUCUUAAUUCCCCUCCCUCUACUCCCAGUUCCAGAAGAGAGAAGUGUCUUUGCAGAAUGGACCGUCACCUUAGGAAGCGAUUGUUGAUCGUGCCUCUCCCUGGCUCAGAGCGGCCCUUACUGCUCAUGCGUGCCACGGCAAGUGCUGCUUCAGACAAGCACCUUGUGGUUUGAAUCUGCCCUUCGUGACAUGCUGUCUUCCUGAUAAUUCAUGUCAUUUCCCAACUUUGAAAAUUUUCCCUCGCAAAUGUCCCCCGCACCCCCUGCCAGUGCUCUGAGAGCCGGGACCGCAGGCUUUGAAUAAACUCUAAGAAUUCAGAAAAUGAACAUUCGUGCCCUACUAUGAACUCUUCUGCAGUACCAAUUCAGUCUCUUAUUAAA